AUGUUAACAUAUACUGUCACCAUUGAUGAUUAUCAAACUAUUGAUGAUAAAGUAUAUUAUUAGAUCAACAUUUUUUGUUCAGAAGGUCAUAAAAAGAUUUCCAAAAGAUAUUCAGACUUGAAAGCUUUAAAUGAUAAAAUAAUCGAUAAAAAUUCUAACUUUAAACUUCAUUUAAAUCUUCCCUUAUUUCCAGGUCGAAAGAUUUUUGGAAGAACCAAAAAUUCUGUUGCUGGAAUUAAAUAAAGAGUAAUUUAUGAGUUCUAUCUAGGGCAAAGAAUUAUAGUAAUAUUUAGAAGGCAUUUUAAAUAUUAAAUAAUUACAAUCAUUUAAAUCCAUUAAAGAGUUACUUCCUCAGCAAUAAUUAUAUUAAGAAUCUCUUUAAUUAACUAAUAGUGGAGAAUAUGAUAAAGAAGUUUGUUGGUUAUAAAUGGAUGAGUUAAAGAGAUCUUUUUUGGAAAGACAAGAAAUUAAAUAGCCUAAGAAUAUUAAAUCUAAAAGUAAAUCUAGUUUUAAUACUACUGGAUAUGUUUAAAGAUAUCAUUUUAGCAUAGAUGAUUAUUUAAUUUAGGAAGACGUUGUUUUAUAUACAAUAACUUUAACUGAUACUAAAAAGACAACAAAUUAUAAAUUUAUUUCAAGAUAUAGUGAUUUGAGAGAAUAUCAUAUUAUGCUAUAAAAAGAAAAUUUAAAAGUUGAAUUGCCAGUUUAUCCAAAAAGAAAGAUCAUAUCAUAAACAAAUGAAAAUCCAUUAUUUAUUCGAGAAAGGUUAGAACUUUUAUAGAAAUAUUUAAAUGAUAUAUUUUCAAUUAAAGAAUUAGUUUAAAGUGAGCCAUUACAAUAUUUAAUAACAAAAAUUAAAUUAGAAGGCCAACCAAUUAGAAUAGGCCCGAUUCAACAAAAAUAAUAAAUUUUUACAAGCUCGAUUUUAUAUGAGAGCCAAGAGAAUAUUCCUGAAAGAAAAAGCUCCUUUUGA
Paramecium sonneborni is the source of this 973-nucleotide messenger RNA. The record is from the annotation of a GenBank genome assembly. Lineage: Eukaryota; Ciliophora; Oligohymenophorea; Peniculida; Parameciidae.